AUAUCUGGUUCGAUAAUGGCAGCCUCCUGCUUCGCAACUCCCUUAUCUUCUCCAUCAUCAUCCAAUGACAUCCUCAAAUGCAAAACGCUAAUCUCUUCAUCCCCUUACGUAGCAUCCCUCAAAGCUUCUUCCACCUCUUUUCAUCACUCUUCUCUGUCUCGCCACUUUGUAGCUAAACCACUACAAAUCAAGGUUUAUUCUUCUUCAGAAUUAUCAGUUCUUGAUGAAGAGAAACAACAAGAAGAAGAAGAAGUUAAAGUUGAUGGAGAGACAGGUGAAGAAACCGAAGCAGAAGCAGAAGCAGUGGUGAUGAAGAAACAGAGACCUUGCGAGCUAUACGUUUGCAACAUCCCUAGAAGCUAUGACAUUACUCAGCUUCUCGAAAUGUUUCAACCUUUUGGAACUGUCAUCUCCGUCGAGGUAUCUCGAAAUCCACAGACUGGAGAGAGCCGAGGAAGUGGAUAUGUCACAAUGAGUUCUUUAAACUCUGCCAAAAACGCCAUUGCAUCUCUUGAUGAAAAAGAAGUAGGUGGUCGAGAAAUGCGGGUUAAGUACUCUGCUGAGAUGAAUCCAGGAACAAGAAGAAACACAGCAGCCUUGAACUCUACUCCUAAGAAGAUUCUCAUGUACGAAAGCCAGUUCAAGAUUUAUGUCGGAAACCUCCCUUGGUCAACGCAGCCUGAUGAUUUGAGAGACCACUUUAGCAAUUUUGGAACAGUCGUAAGCACGAGAGUGUUACACGACCGUAAGACUGGGAAAAACAGAGUCUUUGCCUUUCUUUCUUUUGCAAACCUUGAAGAACGUGACGCGGCUCUUUCACUCAACGGAACAGAAUAUGAAGGUCGCAGAAUCAUAGUUAGAGAAGGUAUUGAGAGGACCGAGGCUUAAACCAACAGUUUCUGCUUUUGCUGCAAAACAUUUUCUUCGGCAUGUAACCUUUUUACAUCAUUCUCUCUGUCUUUUUUUUUGAAGUUUCUUAGUAACUUCUCCUGACUCUCAUCUGCUUUUACAAAUGAAGUGUAAUCGUCAAAUCUCCUCAAGCGUCUAAGUGCAAUAUUUCCUCAUUCUUGAUGUCCU
Molecule: messenger RNA, 1077 nt
Organism: Eruca vesicaria subsp. sativa (arugula)
Lineage: Eukaryota; Viridiplantae; Streptophyta; Magnoliopsida; Brassicales; Brassicaceae
Source: the annotation of a GenBank genome assembly